This is a messenger RNA of Aricia agestis (brown argus), 6010 nucleotides long. Its product is annotated as nucleolar pre-ribosomal-associated protein 1. NCBI's taxonomy places the organism in Eukaryota, Metazoa, Arthropoda, Insecta, Lepidoptera, Lycaenidae. The record is from RefSeq and is a predicted model, not a curated record. The transcript has 6 exons. Gene Ontology annotation, cellular component: nucleolus. Gene Ontology annotation, biological process: maturation of 5.8S rRNA from tricistronic rRNA transcript (SSU-rRNA, 5.8S rRNA, LSU-rRNA); maturation of LSU-rRNA from tricistronic rRNA transcript (SSU-rRNA, 5.8S rRNA, LSU-rRNA). The coding region runs from base 86 to 5956 and encodes 1956 amino acids.
ACAAAUACAUGUGUUUUGUGGUGCUUUAUUUUAAUAAUUAAAUUAAAUUCUAUUAUCGUUAUAUUUCAAAAAUUAAUAAACAACGAUGGGGAAGAGAAAGUAUACCGAGGAUGAGCAGAGUGCAAAGAAAAAGAGCAAAAAUGAUGAAAAUUCUCAAGACGAAGAUAUGGACGAUGCGUCUGAGGAACAACCCGAAAAUAAAGUACCCAGCAAACCAGCACCAGUUCCAAGACAGAAUUUAAUAGAUAUCAAACAUUUCCGCAAAGAAUUGACCAACAAACAAGGGCAGACAAUGGCUUUAACACAGUUUUUGCAAGUGUGUCUCAACCCGGACGCUAAUAUUGAUUACAUGCUUGAGUAUCUCAAAAGCGGGGGAAAUUCACACGAAAUAUUGCGACAAAUCUCACAGGACAACAAGAAGAAUUUGACUCUUGCAACACCCACGUUUCACCUUUUCCACCUCAUAAUUCUGAAGGUACAAUCUUCUUUACCGCACAUGAUAACGAUUACUGAGGAAGCUUGCCGCUACUUCUUGAAUACAUUUGUGCCCACUGUAGAAAUAAUGAUAAGUGAAAACUCUGGACCGAGACACAGAAAGAUUGUUCUUAACUUGCUCACAUCGAUUGUAACUUUAAACUCAGAUCUCGGUAUCGAAGUGCUCAAUCAAAUACCUCUUACGCCCAAGAACCUGCAAUAUAUCAUUGAGAAGCCAAAUUAUAAGGAGAAGGACAAUGUUCGUACAGCAUUUGUACAUUUUAUCACAUCUUUCCUUGUAGAUGGCCAUUUGCCGUUAAUCAAGGCAUUACUUGAGAAACCUGGCCUAUUGCCUUUGGUUAUCCCUGGACUAAUCCAAGAUGAACCAAAUUCGGUCUUGAUGUUUUUGAAUAUCCUAAAAAAGAAUGUAAUUGAUAACCUGCUAAUAUCAAAAACAUUAAAGCUAAAAACUUUCAGUCACCAGGUUUUGAAUAAUUUAUUCAGAGUUUUUCUUUGGAAGGGUCCACCUGAUAUGAGUAGUGAGCUUAAAAGUGAAUCCCACAAUGAAAUAAUGUUGUUAGUUUCGGAGAUAAUUCUAACUUUAUUUACUUCACACAAGUAUGGUCUUUACUUUGUAGAUGACUCACUGGGCACAAGUGAUGCUAACAAAAAUCAGAACUUAUACAAGUGUUUGCUUUCUUUAAAACGACCUUGGGAUAACCCUCAUCAGUGUGAAGCCGUGUUAAAUAUUAUAUACAAAUGCCCAGACCUACAUAGAGCUAUUAUUAAUUUAAUCGAGCAAUCUUUUGAGCCGCAAAAUUCCCCGACAUGGAAAAGUGUUACACAAUUCACUAUUCAGUUACUCGACAAAAUGAAGCCAGAAGAUUUGUUCCUGCGAUUCAAAAAGUUAUCACCAACUCAGACUGUUAAUUUUAUAAGAUUUGUAACACUUCCAGUGCCUUUGCUAAAAAUAAUUCACUUGAAUAUUGGUAAAGACUUAAACAUAUCAUUAUAUUGCGUGAAAGUGUUAGUCAAAAUGCUUCAAACGGUAAAAAGGUACAUACAGAUUCUAGAAGCAGAAGAUACAGAUGUGAAUGUUGCCGAGUUGAAACAGAAGUUGGAGAAUUUCUUGCCCAAACAUGUCCCACCUCCAACAUCCGUAAUUGCUUUAAUUAAUAAUGUUAUCAAUAGGUCUAAUAGUCAAACUACUCAGGAUAACAAUUUACCAAAGAUAGAAGACGCUGAAGCUAUGUUGCUACUCGUUGACCUAUUACUUCUGUAUAAUAACACUCAUCCAGCUUUCUUCGAAUCAUUGGAAACUUCGAUCGACAUGAAGAAAAUUCUUGAAUUCUCAUCGACUUUGAGCUCCGGGCCAAUUUCGUUGCUGAAAUUCAAAAUAAUCUCACUCUGGUUGAUGCUAGAUAGCACCGUCCUCACUCUGCAAAAUCCGAUGUUCAAAGACUUGUUCCUUAUAAUGCUCGAAGUGUACACGAAUGACGAUGAUGAUACAUGGAUAGAAGCUAAGGACACACUGCAGAUAUUCCUCAGGAACACUGGAAUAUUUGAAAGCGAUGAGGAUGAAAUACAUCUGAUGAUGUACACCCUGCGCCAUUCUAAGGUGAAUCAAAUAUCUCUAGUGGCCGACAUUGUGGAGCAUGUCCUGAAAAAUGGUAAAGAGCUAUCACAGCAUGUUAGAGAGCAAGUCGUCAAUUUAGAAAUAUCAAAUGAAGAAAACCAAGCCGAUUUAGAUAAACUUUUAAAUGAUCUAAUGAACAGUAAAAAUACUGAUGACAGUGCUUUUCUAGAAAACAAAAUCCCAUCGUCUUUUAUCGUUGGCUGUAUGCAAUUUAUACAGAAUAAUAGAGAUGCUAAGAAACAUUUAAAACAGUUCUUGUGCCUGUACGUCACUAAUUUACUUCACUGCAACUAUUCACCAGAAUUGACUGAAGUACUAAUUGGAGAUUCUAAGUUAGAUGUGAGGAGUUACGUAGCUAAUUGGCUAGUUGAGCCCAUCCCACUCUCAGAGAGUACAUGCAAUGAUGCUACUUUGAUUAAUUUAUCCAAUUCAAUAAUUAGAAAUGAAGUCGUAAAUCUGAAUGACAUUUUUAAUUUUAUAGAAUUAUCGGAGGAUGGUAAUUUAGUUGUAGAGGAGAUGACUUAUAAAAUUAAUGCUACAGAAACUAUAGAUAGCUCGAAAUUAUUUAUGUGGGCGAAGUAUUUGAUGUUCUGUAUCGUAAGACUCACGACAAUGGAGAAAAUUGACGAAGAGCACUUACUAAAGAUCGAGAAAUAUUUUGACGUUUUAAUCGCACUUGGAAAAAAGCACCACAUGAUUUCAGAUUGCAGGAACAUCAUCUUAAACAUGCUAAAGAAUCCACAUUUCCUAAAAAUGUACCAGCCUGUUGAUUUAAAUAAAAAAGAUAAUAAUAUUGUAGCUACCAAAUUAAUGACGAAAAUCAUUAAAAAAUAUCAGGACAUUGUGACUUAUUUGAAUAAGAAGUAUUACGUCCUAAAACCGUACCAACAGAAGAACUACAACGAAGUACUAAAGAUGUUUAUAAAAAUCAAGAAAAAGAAGAACAUAAAUAGCGAAUACACAAUAUCGGUAAUCGAAACUAUUGGCUUAUCAAAAGAAAGUGACUAUCAAAUACUAGAGCAAAUAUUUACCUGCGACAUUGAAUCUUAUGUAAAAGAAGAUAAGGAGCAGAGCUUAGCGUUGGAUCUACUUUGCACAUUGUUAGAUAAGUAUUCGAGGGUAUCAACAGAUUUUACCCAGGAAAUAAAGAAGAUUAUACCUCUGUACACCAAGUUGUUGACAAACAAGGAGGUGACCCCAAAUCUGACCAAACUGGAGGCUUCAAUGAUUAACUUUUUUGAGAACAAACCGAAUUUAGUAGUGAAUGUAAAAGAAGAUGAUUUUCGCCAAUUCUUUCAAGCGAAUACAGUAAGAAAGACCACCUCACAACUGGCAUCCAUAUUGAUGAAAUUGAACAAGAGGUACAUCAAUGUAUUUGUAGAACAAAUAAAGAGACCAGAAAUAUUAAGUCAGCGAGAGCUUACUCUGCCUAUAGGCAAUGCGGCCAUCUCUCACAGCGAAUUUCUAGCCGAACACAAGAACGUUUUAUCCGAAAUAUACAGGGAAUAUAAAAGUAAUAUCGUAAAAUUCCUGGAGAGACCACAUAAAGCUGGCCAAGUGUACCUUAAUUCUUGGCAACUGAUACGUAAAGUCGUGAUCGAAUGUAUGGAAGAAACAGAAUGCUGUAAAAUAUUUAACAAAACUCACAAAUUCGAAGCCUUAGACGCCAGUCAUUUGCAAGUUUUGCACGUUGCUUUUGUAAAGUUGUGCUUAUCAAACACGCUUAAAAAUGACCAAGUCAUAAAUUAUAUCACGACAAUGCUGCAAGUCUGCUCGAACGCUUUAAAAGAAAACAAAGAAGACGAUUUAAUAUUUAUAAUAACAUCUAAUAUUGAAAAUAUUUUGAAAGUAGCCAAAAAUGUUAUCGGUAAUUUCAAAACUGACGAAAAAGACGAUUGCAAGAAGAUAACAGACAGCGCCGUCUGGCAUGGAUUCUGUAAAAGCGUACUAAAAGAUUCCUUGAGAGUUAAAACAGUCGACCGGGCUAACGUCACCGGUCCAAAAACUCUUUCCUUGCUAUCCAAUCUCAUAAGGGUAUUUUACUCAACCGACGCCGAGGAUAUCGUCACUCUAUUCGACAUGGUAACAUCACACUCGGAGUUUCUAAACGUAAUGCUGAGCUACCACAGUCCCGACAUAAAAUAUAGAUUACUAGAGCUGCUCUACGUCCUCAUGUCGAUCAACAAAUCGGUGCUGAAGUCGCAGCAGAUACCGGUCUACUUGAGCGCGUACAGAGCGACCAGGAGCCCGAGUGACCGACUCAUCUUGACCAUCCUGUGGUUUUACGAGCACUCGAUGUUACCAGUAAAUGAGUACAAGCCCUACCUCUUCGGAGAUUCCGCGGCUAAUUUCUAUGCGGUCAGGAAGAGCAAAAUCUCGACCCUCUGGGGACACCCGAGCCCAAACCAGGUCAUUAACUUAUACGACAAGGAGACAAUCGCGAGGACCAUAAAGCAUUUUCCGGUGAAUCAGAAAUUAAACUACAACCAUCAGAGCAAAUCGGAGUCGAUCACGAAUUUCCUGAAUCGGCUGCGUCACGAGAAACCGAAGGUCAAAGACGUGGAAUUGAAUGUAGACAACCUGAUCCACAAAGAGCAUCAUCUACAGAUACUUCACGCUAUCCAAAGCCCGGAUGUUCUGUUUGCUUCUCAUAGCGAAGAGGAUGAGAGUAUAUAUGAUCCAGCGUUUGUCUACCCUCAUUUGAGUCAGCUGAUGGCGCCGGGAUCCGUGGCGUCGUGCUUCAAGCUGCUCCGCAGUGGGCUGCUGUCGCUGGUGGUAGCUGGUCUGGGCUCGCGCUGUCCGCGCAUGCGCGCCGCCGCCUACCACGUGCUGCAUCGGUUCUGGCAGCUGCUGGAAACUGAGAGGCACAAAAAUGACAAACUUCUACUUACGGACUUUAUCACUACACUGCGGGCGAGUUUGUCGACGGCCAUAGAUGAGAGCCUUUGGAACAUGAGAAAUCCCCAAUUACCAGCAAUCGGCGCCCUUUACUUGGCACGAGCUCUGAUGGUUUCUACUUCACCAUCGGAACCACUGUACAGACCUGUCAACAACUUCUUAAUAGCCAAACAAACUGUGGAUCUGACGGUCGUGCCAGAUUUCCUCAGUCUCUUCCAUGACAGCGAGGUAGAAACUGUCGAUAGAAGAAAUUGGACGCUAGAAAUUAUAAGGGACGGGACGAAGACCAUGUCAGAUGUGACAGUUAUAUUCAAAACUAUGUGUUUAAAGAUGAUCAUGGGAUUCUACUCAUCUUCUCUAUGCGACAGAAGGACCAAAAUUCAAAUAUUGAGAACGUUAAAUUCUAUUAUAACGAUACCUAGAGCCUUCGAAAUAUUGGUAGAAGGAUAUAGCCUUCUAUCGUGGCUACAUUGUGUUGCGAGAGAACUGACUAAAGAAGACAGGAGUGUGGUUAAAGAAGUAUUAGUUCUGUUGAAGAAUAUGAUCGACAGUGUUAAUAUUAUAGGUUUCGUAAAACAUUGUAGUAAAGUUGAGGAAGCCAAAGUGGAUUCUUUAGCGCAGUUUAAAGUUAAAAGUGAUGUUGAGUAUGAAAUUUUAACGAUAAUAUGCAACAUGCUACCGAGUGUAGGCUCUGAGGAGGAAGAAUUAGUGAUCUAUUUGAAACUAUUGAAUCUAGUGACGAAGAGGUCUAUAAAGUUUUUAAAUAAGAAUCAAAUGAUUAAUAUAAUAGCGAAGUGUGUUAAAGAUAAUGAUUGUAUGAAAAUGUUCAAACAGUCGGUGGUCAGCAAAAAUCAUUUAAUGUUGUCCAGUAAACUGUUAGACAGUCCAGCCCUAGAUAAAUAUUUGAUGGACGAACUAAAAACAUUGUUACAUACAUUUAUUGAUUAAAUUAUCUGUUGUCUGUGUAGGUACUAUCAGAGAAGUUGAUUCCUAGGCAGAUGG